This is a messenger RNA of Ectocarpus sp. CCAP 1310/34, 1937 nucleotides long. NCBI's taxonomy places the organism in Eukaryota, Phaeophyceae, Ectocarpales, Ectocarpaceae. The record is from the annotation of a GenBank genome assembly.
AUGUCCCAGUACAAUCCCUUAUCCCAUGGGAUAUUGAAAGAGCUUGGCAAACUUGCAGAGUUGAAACAAAGGGGUCUGAUUCUUGACCGUCACUUCGAGACAUUCAAAGCACACGUGAAGGCGGGCAACUCCGUUGCGAAGGAGCGAUGGGACGCCAUCGAGAGCGCGUGGGGGCUGAAGCAGAACGGUGUCUUCGACGAAGAAGAGUGCGUCACGCAGAUUGACGGCGGAACGCAGGGUAUUACCAGCAGCACCCGCCUGUCCUCUUCAUCCCAGCAAGAUGCCGGCAGCGCGCGAGGUGUUGCACCGCCGACUCAGCACCCACCACCUGCUGCUGCAGGUACCGCGAGGAGAAAGGCCGUGGAUCGCGGGAAGCAAGCUAGGGAGAGAGCUGCCAAAGGCACUUUAGGCGGCAACAUCUGCAACGCGUUCGCGAUUGGCAGUCGAGGACCGGUGCCCAAGCAAGUGGAGGAUUGUCGAAUUCUCGUCAACUGCGUAAGCUGGCAAGAGCCAACUCCGGUGCAAAUACUCCGGGAAGUUGUGCCUUUUUCAGACAGCUUUCGGCUCUCCACGGAGAUUGAGCGGACUCGCGGGGGAGUGAAAGAGCUCAUAUCCGGUAUAAGCUUCCCACCUCCGACCCCGGAGUCCCGCCGAUCUUGCCCGCACUGUCGCAUGACCUUCGUGAACGAGCAAGGCCUUGGGAUCCACGUGAGAACGCAGCACAGCAGUGCAAAGAUGUCCAACGACGUGCGGCUGCGGCGCAUGUUACGGAAGGAUGUCGGAGGGAGUGUCCUGCCGUGGGAAGCAGCCGGGCCUGGGCGUUGUUGGCACGUGAAGUUCGAUCAUGCGACGGGGACGGCUUCGUUUGUCCUCCAGCGGAAGCGCUUUCUCGAUCUCGACUUGGAUAGCGACGGCUUUAUGGACCGCAAACCCAAGGACUCUCGUGGGGCUCCCAAGCGCAGGCGAUACGACUUCAGGUUCAAAGUCCACGCGGUCAACCAGCUGCGCAUCCUCCAGGACAACGCCGAAGACCUCUGGAAGGAGGAGCAGCGCACGCGUUUUCAGCGAUACGACUUCAGGUUCAAAGUCCACGCGGUCAACCAGCUGCGCAUCCUCCAGGACAACGCCGAAGACCUCUGGAAGGAGGAGCAGCGCACGCGUUUUCAGUACUUGGAGGAUCGUCUCAAGAUUCCCUACAGCAAUAUAGUGAAGUGGGCCAAGAACGAUAAGGAAUUGGUCGCGGCGGCAGCCGAUGACGUAAAGAAGAGCCUCCUCGCCAAACAGCAGCCUGAGGCAGAGAAGCGACUGUACAAGGGGUUCGUGGAGCGGCGGAAGAGCAACCUGAAGGUGUCGACCCUGUGGCUGACGAUCACGUUCCGGAAGCUCGUGCAAGAGAUGUACCCCGGGGAUCAACGAGCGGCGUACUUCCGCGCAUCCUUCAAGUGGGGGCGAAAAUGGGCCAAGAGGCAUAACCUGCCCAAAAGACGCCGGACCAACCUCAAGAACAAGUCUGUCGAAGAGCGACUUCCAAAGAUCCAGCGCUUCCACCGGCUGUUUCGCAAGCUCCUGCAAGAGCCCGUGGGGUACAGGGCGCCCGAUGAGUCCGACGUGUCGGCAGUCACGACGGUCGCGGAGAGAGAGUCCAGGGUUCCCAAAUACGGUCAAUUCCAGCUCUGGGAGCGUUGGAAUGUAGAUCAAGUGUCUUUGGCAUUCGUGAACGGGCUGCUCGACACGUGGGACAAGAGAGGUGCGUUCCGCGUAGCAAUCUCGCUGCCCUUUCCUGGCCUAGAGAAAAGGCACUGCACGAUGCAAGUCAUCUUUGGUCCGGGUGAGAAGACCAUGCGCACUUCGGUGAUUUUCCGAGGUACGGGAAAGAGGAUCUCGCCGGUGGAGAAGGGAGCGUAUCACGAGGAAUAGGGAGGUCUUUCUCCAGGAGA